Molecule: messenger RNA, 3724 nt
Organism: Cryphonectria parasitica EP155
Lineage: Eukaryota; Fungi; Ascomycota; Sordariomycetes; Diaporthales; Cryphonectriaceae
Product: beta and beta-prime subunits of DNA dependent RNA-polymerase
Exons: 2
Coding region: 1-3477 (1158 amino acids)
Biological process (GO): DNA-templated transcription
Cellular component (GO): RNA polymerase III complex
Molecular function (GO): DNA binding; DNA-directed RNA polymerase activity; ribonucleoside binding
Source: RefSeq, a predicted model, not a curated record
AUGCCCAUGAUUCAGGAUGAUGGCUUCGAGGCCCUUUUGGAGCCUUUCUACAAUGGCAAGAAGCUAACAGAUCCUAUCUCUACCAAGGAGGACAAGUACCAGCUCCUACCCGCAUUCCUCAAAGUCAAGGGUCUCAUCAAGCAGCACAUCGACUCCUACAAUUACUUCGUCGAGCAAGAUAUCAAGGAAAUCGUCAAGGCAAACCGCAUCAUUCGUAGCGAUGUCGACAGCGGCUUCUACCUCGAAUUUCUCGACAUCCGAGUCGAAAAGCCCACCAGGGCAGACCAGGCCUCGUCCUACAAGGCCAAGAGCCAUGUUACGCCUAUGGAGUGCCGGCUGCGAGACAUGACCUAUGCGGCUCCGAUUGUUAUGGACAUCGCAUACAUUCGGGAUAGGAAGAAGAUCAUUCGCCGAAACGUACUCCUCGGUCGCAUGCCCAUCAUGCUCAAGAGCUCGAAAUGUGUGUUGGCCGGUGCACCGAACUCCCAGAUGGAGCUCAUGAACGAGUGUCCUCUGGACCCUGGCGGCUACUUCAUCAUAGGAGGAACGGAGAAGGUCAUCUUGAUUCAAGAACAGCUGAGCAAGAACCGAGUGAUCGUAGAGGCAGACGAAAAGAAGGAGACCAUACAAGCUUCCGUCACAAGCUCCACACACGAGAGGAAGUCGAAGACAUAUGUGAUCCUUAAGAAGGACCGCAUCCUCCUCCGGCAUAACAUCAUCGUCGAAGACAUUCCCAUCGCCAUUGUCCUGAAGGCCUUGGGCGGUCUCUCAGACUACGAGAUCAUGCAGCUGGUAGCCGGUCCAGACGGCCGCUAUCAGGAUGACUUCUCCCUCAAUUUCGACGAGGCGACCAAGGUCGGUGUAUUCACACAACAACAAGCCCUCGAGUAUAUCGGCACCCGAGUCAAGAUGGGAUCCAAGGCGAAGCCACAAUUCGGCGCUGCCCCUCGCCGCAACAACAUCGAGGAGGGUCUUGACGCACUUGCCAACAUUGUGCUUGCCCACGUGCCCAUAGAAGGGCUCGAUUUCUACCCAAAGGCCGUCUACGUGGCCAUGAUGGUGCGAAGAGUGCUCAUGGCCUCGCACGAUCCCAAGUUGGUCGAUGAUCGCGACUUUGUUGGUAACAAGCGCCUCGAGUUGGCGGGGCAGAUGCUAUCACUUCUCUUUGAGGAUCUCUUCAAGCAAUUUCAGGGGAAUCUAAAGAACCUGAUAGAUAAAGUGUUUAAGAAGCCCACUAAGGCCGUGGCGUUCGAUCCUCUUACCCACAUUAGCUCGUCAGGAAACUACAUCACGCAAGGCAUGAACCGAGCGAUCCAGUCCGGUAACUGGACUGUGAAGCGGUUCAACAUGAGCCGAGCUGGCGUUACGCACGUGCUGAGCCGCCUCAGUUAUAUCGCAGCUCUCGGAAUGAUGACGAGAAUCACCAGUCAGUUCGAGAAGACACGGAAGGUAUCUGGACCCCGAGCCUUGCAGCCGUCGCAAUGGGGCAUGUUGUGCACCUCAGAUACUCCCGAAGGCGAGGCCUGUGGUUUGGUCAAGAACUUGGCCUUGAUGACUCACAUCACCGUGGAAUCUGGAGAGGAGCCCGUCAAGAAAUUCAUCCUCACCAUGGACUCCGAAGUGGAACCGAUCCGCAACUUUUCUGGAUCCGAGAUACAUCAACCAGGGACAUAUAUCAUCGCUGUCAAUGGAACUCCAUACGCCCUCACUAGCCAUCCCAAGCGAUUUGCCGCCAGGUUCAGGACCAUGCGGCGCCGCGGCUUUAUAGACCCCUUUGUCAGCCUAAACGUAAACUUCCACUUCAAGACGAUCUUCAUCGCUACCGACGAAGGGAGAGUCUGUCGUCCAUACAUCAUCGUCCAGAACGGUGCCUCCACGUUGCAGCCCCACCACCUCAGGCUCUUACAGAAGGGCGAGGUUGGCUUCGACGAUUUUCUUCGCAACGGUAUCGUCGAGUAUCUUGACGUCAACGAAGAGAACGAUACUCUCAUUGCUCUGUACGAAUCGGACAUUACGCAGAGCACAACUCACAUUGAGAUCGAACCUUUCACUAUCCUUGGAGCUGUUGCUGGCCUCAUCCCGUUUCCUCAUCACAAUCAAUCUCCUCGAAACACGUAUCAGUGUGCUAUGGGUAAACAAGCCAUUGGUGCUAUUGCCUAUAACCAGUUCAACCGGAUCGACACUCUUCUCUACACAUUGGUGUACCCACAACGGCCGAUGGUCAUAAGCAAGACGAUCGAAUUGACAAGCUACGACAAGCUACCGGCCGGUCACAAUGCAACUGUUGUCGUCAUGUCCUACUCGGGCUACGAUAUCGAAGAUGCGCUGGUUCUGAACAAGGCAUCCUGCGAUCGAGGAUUCGGGCGAUGCCAGGUUUUCCGCAAAUAUACUGCAGAGAUGCAGAGGUUUACCAACGGCCGUUCAGAACGAGUGGGUCAGCCAGAAAGCGACCCAGUGACUAAACAGAAGAUUGCGAAGCAUGAGGUUUUGGAUCCUGAUGGUCUCGCGAGGGUCGGCUGGCAAGUGCAUAGUGGCGAGACGAUGAUCAAAAAGGAGACGCCGCUCGACACUGGACAAAACACCAUCCCAGGUGACAGAGGAACCAAUGACUUCCGCGACACCUCCAUCUCUUACCGCAUUCCAGACCCGGCGUACAUCGACAAGGUGCUUGUCACGCAGACGGAAAAGGAGACGGUCCUCGUCAAGGUCCAAACGCGACAGACUCGGCGUCCCGAGCUCGGUGACAAGUUCUCGUCUCGACACGGACAAAAGGGUGUCGUUGGCAUUAUAGUUGAUCAGGAGGAUCUACCCUUCAGUGAUAAAGGUCUGGUUCCCGAUAUUAUUAUGAACCCUCACGGUUUCCCCUCCCGAAUGACAGUCGGCAAACUGCUUGAGUGUCUGACCGGCAAGGCCUCCGUCGUUCACGGACGCAAGCAGUAUGGCUACGGUGACGCCUUCCGCUCCCACCCCGUCGAGGAAGUCAGUAAAGUCCUCGUCGAUUACGGCUUUUCGUGGGAAGGCAAAGACUACUUCACCUCCGGCAUCACGGGUGAGCCCCUCGAGGCGUACAUCUUCAACGGGCCUAUCUUCUACCAGCGUCUCAAGCACAUGGUGCAGGACAAGAUGCACUCUCGAGCCCGCGGCCCGCGCGCCAUCCUCACGAGACAGCCCACCGAGGGCCGUUCGCGCGAUGGUGGUCUGCGUCUGGGAGAAAUGGAACGUGAUUGUCUGAUUGCCUAUGGCGCAUCGCAGCUCCUCCUCGAACGGCUGAUGCACAGCUCCGACGGCACGAGUAUCGACAUCUGCCAACGGUGCGGUCUGUUUGGGUACAAGGGGUACUGCCAGACCUGCAAGAGCACCAGAGAGGUUACGCAAAUGACCAUGCCAUAUGCUGCGAAGCUAUUAGUGCAGGAGCUGAUUUCGAUGAACGUUGGUGUGCGGUUACAAAUGGAGGACGAGUUCCCUCACCCCAGGUGAUGGAGAGGUGUUCUAUUAGUUUGGGACCUUGAGACGAACACCAUUCCCACGGCUUCCUCUAGCAGAAGAUGAGAGACAAAAGAGAAAAAGAAAAAAAGAAACAAUGUCCUCUUGCACAGCGACACGGCGUCUGGAAGCUUACAUGGGCCAAAAAAACAAAAUCAAAAGAAUCAUUAGCCAGGUAGACAGGACUAUUAGGCUUGGCAGCAGCAAUUUCGAUAGAGAGAAUUGAUACUUCUACCUACUG